CUCGCGAUGCGCUGAUGACGCGCGAUGAAAUCCGCUGGUCGGGAAUCGCGUAAAGUUUGUAAAUAGUCCGUGUUUUUUUCGACGGAGCUUCUACCGGAUUAAGGAUUACCAUGUCGGAACCGCGCAAGAAGAGCAAGAAAUCGAAGGAGGAAAUUGCCAAGGAGUUUGACCUUCCGGAGCGGAAAAGCAAGAUCGCCACGAUUCUCAAGCAGGAUGGUCAGGCGUAUUGCAUCUGCCGGUCGUCGGAUUCGUCCCGGUUUAUGAUAGGUUGCGACGCCUGCGAGGAAUGGUAUCACGGAGAUUGCAUCAACGUAACGGAGAAGGAGGCCAAACACAUCAAGCACUACUACUGCCAGCGAUGCAAGGAGGAGGAUCCCACGCUGCAGACGGUGUUUCGGCUCGUGCCGGUGCAGGGUCCGACGCCGAAUCCCGAGGAGAAGAAACCGCCGAAAAAGACCAAGGAGAAGGGCGCGUCGAGCAAGUCGGACAAACGAUGCGGCCAGUGCGAGGGCUGCAAGGCGCAGAGUUGUGGCAACUGCGACGCCUGUCUGGGGCAGCACGAGAGCGGCCGCAAGCAGCGUUGCGAGAUGCGCGUUUGCACCAACACGGUCAGCAGAAAGAAGGAUCGUGAAGCCAAGUCUGCUGCGAGACCAAAAAAGAGGAAACGAUCGCUCACACCGGAGAUAUUGCUGAAUCCAGCGUUGGAAGGCGAUCGUCAAUGCUACGGACCAGGCUGCAUCAUGACGGCGAGGCCACAGUCCAAGUAUUGUUCGGACACCUGCGGAAUGAAGCUGGCGACGAGCAGAAUCUACCAGGUACUUCCGCAGCGCAUCCAAGAGUGGUCACUGAGUCCGGCAAUUUGCGAGGAGCAGAACAAGAAAGCCCUGGAAGCGAUCCGCCAGAAGCAGACCGUCGUUCGGGCCACCCUGGCCGAGCUGGACAAACGGCACGCCGAACUGGACCUGUUGGUUGACCGCGCGAAGCGUUGCACCCUGGAUCCGAACGCCCUCGACAACAACGACGCCGAGGACGAAAUGUCCAUGUACUGCAUCACCUGCGGGCACGAAAUCCACUCCAAGACCGCCAUCCGGCACAUGGAGAAGUGCUUCAACAAGUACGAAAGCCAGGCCAGCUUCGGCAGCAUCUUCAAGACCCGCAUCGAGGGCAACUCGAUGUUUUGCGACUUUUACAACCCGGCCAGCAAGACGUACUGCAAGCGGCUGCGGGUACUCUGCCCCGAGCACAGCAAGGACCCCAAGGUGAACGACACGGACGUGUGCGGGUGCCCGCUGGUGCGGAACGUGUUCCAGCUGACGGGCGAGUUUUGCAGAGCACCCAAAAAGUCCUGCUUCAAGCACUACGUGUGGGAGAAGAUUCGCCGGGCCGAAAUUGACCUGGAGCGCGUCCGGCAAUGGAUCAAAAUGGACGAACUGGUCGACCAGGAGCGGCAGGUACGCCAGGCGAUGGCCUCCCGGGCGGGCGUCCUCGGCCUGAUGCUCCACUCGACGUACAACCACGAAAUCAUGGAGAAGCUGUGCAGCGGUAAGCUGCAGUGAGACAUCAUCGUGAAUCCCAACAGAACAACAUUUUUUUUUUCAUUUUCAACUCAUUUUAUUCUUUAAGAAUUUUUCUUACCCAAUAAAUAUAUUAGCCCUUAAACUAGAAA
Messenger RNA from Culex pipiens pallens (northern house mosquito), 1666 nucleotides. RefSeq names its product CXXC-type zinc finger protein 1-like. The record is from RefSeq and is a predicted model, not a curated record. NCBI's taxonomy places the organism in Eukaryota, Metazoa, Arthropoda, Insecta, Diptera, Culicidae. Gene Ontology annotation, molecular function: DNA binding; zinc ion binding. The transcript has 4 exons. Gene Ontology annotation, cellular component: Set1C/COMPASS complex. Gene Ontology annotation, biological process: positive regulation of DNA-templated transcription. Bases 111 to 1556 code for a protein of 481 amino acids.